CCACUGCGCAGGCACUUGAAGCCUUUUCCCUCUCGGUCACCGUCGCGAUCUCUCUCUCUCCUUUCCUCCCGCGUUGAAAUUACCCUGAUAACGGAAUUUCACGACCAGGCGGUUCUAUUGCGAGAUAUCUCUUGUUAUGCUCACUUCGGCGAUUGGUACAUUCAUCUGAAUUUUUGGUUGUAUUUCUCUCUCUACGGCUCUUCCUUUAUUGUCGAGAUCGGCGUUCUAGGGUUGCAUCUUUGCCUGUUUCGGUCGUGGUUUUGAGUUCGGUGGUGUGUGGUUUGAGGAGUAAACUAGGGUUUUGCCGUUCUUGUGGAUUUAUGAGGAGAAUUUUGGUCUCUGUUUGGGGUUUUGAGGGUAAGAUGAUUCUUGAAGGAUGAACGAUGCCGGUACUGCGUAGCGGAGUGCGCAGGGGCCGGGCAAAGGAGCAGAAAGACGUGUUGAGUCCGAUCGAACCGGAAGGGGAGGCCAUUGCAACGAGAACAAGGAGGAGGAGGAGGAAGGCAGCGGCAGCAGUAGAAGUGGUGCCUAAUACUAACGAGAAACAAUUGCAAGAAAGAAACGAUCAGCAGCAGCCACCGGUCGAUGAUAAGGUAGCUGCUGUGAUAGCGACUCAGGAGGAGCGUUGGGUGUCAAAGGAAGAUUUUCGUGUCAGAGGUGGAGACCAGCUUGGUAUUGGUGAGGUAGGAGGCGCUGCCGGUGGAGCUAAGAAGGAAGAAAUAGGGGAGAAGAAAAUGAAUGAUCGCGACAGUGGAGCAGGAAGCAAUGAUAAAGCUCACGCCGUUGAAGAAGAGGGAAGCACAACACCGCUUCCUGAAAAGAUUCAGGUGGGUGGUUCCCCACUCUACAGGAUAGAUAGAAAGCUGGGUAAAGGUGGAUUUGGACAGGUUUAUGUUGGACGGCGGGCUUCCACUGUUAAUACAAAUGAGAGAACUGGCCCUGGUGCUGUGGAGGUGGCUUUGAAAUUUGAGCAUAGAAGUAGCAAGGGAUGUAAUUAUGGACCACCUUAUGAAUGGCAAGUUUACAAUACUCUUGGUGGUAGUCAUGGUGUACCCCGGGUGCAUUACAAGGGCAGACAAGGUGACUACUAUAUUAUGGUUAUGGAUAUGCUGGGGCCAAGCUUGUGGGACGUCUGGAAUAAUAAUGCUCACACAAUGUCUGUUGAAAUGGUUGCAUGCAUUGCAAUUGAAGCAAUAUCCAUAUUGGAAAAGAUGCACUCUCGCGGGUAUAUUCACGGUGAUGUCAAACCUGAAAAUUUUCUGCUUGGUCCUUCAGGGACCCCGGAUGAAAAAAAGUUGUUUCUGGUUGAUCUUGGCUUAGCAACUAGAUGGCGCGAUGGUUCUGGCCAGCACGUUGAAUAUGAUCAGAGACCUGAUGUAUUCAGAGGAACAGUGCGCUAUGCUAGUGUACAUGCCCAUUUAGGGAGGACCGGUAGCCGGAGAGAUGAUCUAGAAUCUCUUGCCUACACACUAGUUUUCCUUCUUCGGGGUCGUCUUCCAUGGCAAGGAUAUCAGGGAGAGAACAAAGGAUUCCUUGUUUGCAAGAAGAAGAUGGCUACUUCUCCGGAGACUUUAUGUUGCUUUUGUCCAAAGCAGCCCUUCAAACAGUUUGUUGAAUAUGUAGUGAACUUGAAGUUUGAUGAAGAACCUAAUAUGCAAAAUAAUAUUCACUUUUUUGAUGGAAUCAUUGGCCUAAAUCCUGAUAUUACAAUAAAUACAGAUGGUGCUCAAAAGGUGGGACAUAAGCGAGGCAGAUUGACUUUGGAGGAAGAGGAUGAUGAACAGCCAAAGAAGAAGGUUCGUAUGGGCAUGCCUGCAACACAAUGGAUCAGUGUUUAUAAUGCUCGGCGGCCUAUGAAGCAAAGGUAUCACUAUAAUGUAGCUGAUGCAAGGCUUGCUCAGCAUAUCGAGAAAGGGAAUGAGGAUGGCUUGUUUAUAAGUAGUGUAGCCUCAUGUCAAAAUUUAUGGGCCUUGAUAAUGGAUGCUGGCACUGGGUUUUCAUCACAAGUUUAUGAACUUUCACCCCAUUUUCUUCACAAGGAAUGGAUCAUGGAGCAAUGGGAAAAGAACUAUUACAUCACAGCAGUAGCCGGAGUCAUCAAUGGGAGCUCAUUGGUCGUAAUGUCAAAGGGCACACAGUACUUGCAACAGUCAUAUAAAGUCAGUGAUUCUUUUCCAUUCAAAUGGAUAAACAAAAAGUGGAGGGAGGGAUUCUUUGUAACGGCAAUGGCCACCUCGGGAAGUAGGUGGGGCGUUGUUAUGUCCCGUGGUGCAGGAUUUUCCGAUCAGGUGGUUGAAUUGGAUUUCUUAUACCCGAGUGAAGGUAUUCAUCGACGAUGGGACUGCGGAUAUCGAAUCACUGCAACUGCAGCAACCAGUGACCAAGCAGCCUUGGUUCUUAGCGUGCCGAGGCGAAAACCCACUGAUGAAACACAAGAGACUCUCCGAACAUCUGCAUUUCCGAGCACCCAUGUCAAGGAGAAAUGGGCAAAGAAUCUUUAUAUUGCAUCCGUAUGUUAUGGAAGAACAGUUUCGUGAUCUUCUAUAUCCGUUCUAACAAAAACAAAAAAAGACACAUGGAGAGAGCCGAGCUUAGAAUUGCUUUUGAUGACCUAGUCAAAUUAAAUGUAAUUAAGUUAUUAUCUGUUAGAAUGUUUGUGAAUUAUGCCAUUUAUAGAAAAAUAUGCCCCAUUUGUCGGCCAACGA
Messenger RNA from Benincasa hispida (wax gourd), 2705 nucleotides. RefSeq names its product casein kinase 1-like protein HD16. Lineage: Eukaryota; Viridiplantae; Streptophyta; Magnoliopsida; Cucurbitales; Cucurbitaceae. The record is from RefSeq and is a predicted model, not a curated record. Gene Ontology annotation, biological process: protein phosphorylation. Gene Ontology annotation, molecular function: ATP binding; protein kinase activity.